CAAAGCAUCGCAAUUUAAUUUUCUUGAUAUUUGAGCAAAAGCUCUUUUUCUUUGAUAUCUGGAAAAUGGUUGGUUUACUGGGGUCUGAGAAUAAUCUAAUAGAUCCUGAUGCUGGUCAGUGUUAUGAAUGUAAAGAUCAAUGCAGGGUGUAUAAAAAAACACAAUUGUUUUAUUAUUGCCAAGAAUGUUUUUAUUAAUAAAUAUGAAUGAAAAUCCACCGCCAGCCUUCCAUGGCUUUGCGGUUUUACUGUAGUACUGCAUUUGUCAUACCCCGUCGUCUUAGGCGGGCGGGUGUUAUAUCUAGUUCACAAGAGGUCUACAUUUAGAUGAUAAUAGGUAAUUCCCUCUUUUUGUUUCCUCUUUUAAAAUGUCGAUACGUGUAUAUUGCUAAAGAGAUGUUUGUUGCCAAUGUGUUUGAAGGAAUGUAUGUAUAUCUCUUUCUCCCCAACGGUAUGCGCUGUGCAAUAAAGCGCGUGCAUCCCAUAUUGCUCACGUCGCACGGCAGCACGUCGAGGUUACUCCAGUGUUUCAUUGAAAUUAGCUUGACUAGCAGGCACUGCUAAGCUAGGACACUAGCACCUUGUGUAUGUGCACCGUAGGUUGAACAAACAACAUUGUAAACAAUGGCCGGCAGCGCAGGAGAGUGGUGUCUGAUGGAGAGUGACCCGGGCGUGUUCACGGAACUGAUAAAGGGUUUCGGUUGCAAAGGCGCCCAGGUUGAAGAAAUAUGGAGCAUGGAGCCAGAGAACUUUGACAACUUGAAACCAGUUCAUGGGCUGAUUUUCCUGUUUAAGUGGCAGCCGGGCGAGGAGCCUGCAGGAUCGAUCGUUCAGGAUUCAAGGCUCGACGAAAUCUUCUUUGCAAAACAGGUCAUUAACAACGCCUGUGCCACCCAGGCAAUAGUCAGCGUUCUGCUCAACUGCACCCACUCUGACAUGCUGGUUGGAGACACGCUGACAGAGUUCAGAGAGUUUUCACAGAGUUUCGACGCUGCUAUGAAAGGUUUGGCUCUUAGCAACUCCGAAGUGAUCCGACAAGUUCACAACAGCUUUGCCAGACAGCAAAUGUUUGAAUUUGAUGCCAAGUCGUCAGCAAAGGACGAAGACGCAUUUCACUUUGUGAGCUAUGUUCCGGUAAACGGGAGACUAUACGAGCUGGAUGGACUUCGAGAGGGUCCAAUUGACCUGGGUACAUGCAACCAGGACGACUGGAUCAGCGCAGUUCGCCCAGUGAUCGAGAAAAGAAUACAGAAAUACAGUGAAGGAGAGAUCCGAUUCAACCUCAUGGCCAUUGUGUCUGACAGAAAGAUGAUAUACGAGAGAAAAAUCGCAGAGCUUCAGACCCAGCUUACUGAGGAUGAACCGAUGGACACGGACCAGAGCAGCACGUUUCUUAGCUCCAUCCAGUCCGAGAUUGCCAAGUACCAGCUCCUUAUUGAAGAGGAAAAUCAGAAACUUAAAAGAUAUAAGAUUGAAAACAUUCGGCGAAAGCACAACUAUCUUCCUUUCAUCAUGGAGCUACUGAAGACACUGGCAGAGUACCAACAGCUAAUACCUUUGGUGGAGAAGGCAAAGGAGAAACAGAUUGCCAAAAAAGCCCAGGAGGCCAAGUAAACGACACAACAACAACAACACACUUCCAAUAGAAAAGCCUCUAAUCACACGCAUCCAGAGCAACAGUCACCUUUCAUCACUGAGACACAUACAGAUACUGUUCAUCAUCGGUCAAGUUCAUGUUACUGGCCGUGGAGGGUCUGCAGCACUUCCUGACCGCGGUGAACCAUCCAGACACUAAGAGCUGCACCGCAGGUGUAGCAGAGAGACUGUACGGCAAAAUCCUCUCAUUGUGUGUCCAUCAGCUCGACUGCAUGAUAGAAGGAAUGAUGUGCUCAAAGCAUGUUCUGUCUUAUUUUCAUAAUAAAAUGUCUAGAUGUU
This is a messenger RNA of Pseudoliparis swirei, 1934 nucleotides long. RefSeq names its product ubiquitin carboxyl-terminal hydrolase L5 (gene uchl5). The record is from RefSeq and is a predicted model, not a curated record. Gene Ontology annotation, cellular component: Ino80 complex; cytoplasm. Gene Ontology annotation, biological process: protein deubiquitination; ubiquitin-dependent protein catabolic process. Gene Ontology annotation, molecular function: cysteine-type deubiquitinase activity; proteasome binding. Lineage: Eukaryota; Metazoa; Chordata; Actinopteri; Perciformes; Liparidae. Bases 624 to 1613 code for a protein of 329 amino acids. The transcript has 11 exons.